This is a messenger RNA of Haliotis rufescens (red abalone), 1318 nucleotides long. RefSeq names its product aquaporin-9-like. The record is from RefSeq and is a predicted model, not a curated record. Gene Ontology annotation, cellular component: plasma membrane; basolateral plasma membrane. Lineage: Eukaryota; Metazoa; Mollusca; Gastropoda; Lepetellida; Haliotidae. Gene Ontology annotation, molecular function: water channel activity; glycerol channel activity. The coding region runs from base 174 to 1106 and encodes 310 amino acids. Gene Ontology annotation, biological process: water transport; glycerol transmembrane transport. The transcript is spliced from 7 exons.
UACUUGAUAGGUCGUGGACUGAUCUGUAUGAUGUAUGUUGCCAAGGCUCAUCUCAAUUACAUCACAGCAAGGAUAUAGCAGCCGGCCCUACACACAGCAACAACCACGGGUCGAGGACGUACGUGACAGCGGUUUGCACUGUUUACUUCCAUACUGGAUAACGACCGUAAUAUAUGAUGACUUUAAAGAAAAAGCUGCAAAUAAAAAAUGAACUGGCAAGACAGAUAAUUGCUGAGUUUUGGGGGACAUUUAUUCUCGUGACCUUCGCAAUAGCAUCCGGGGCCCAGUAUGUCCUCAGCCGCCAGGAACUGUCCAGUUACCUGUCCGUCAGCUUCGCCGGCGGCAUGGGUCUCACACUUGGUAUCUACUGGUCUGGAGGGGUGUCAGGGGGGUGCCUGAACCCCGCCGUCACCAUGGCGUUGUGUCUACGAGGUGUCAUCCCCUGGUACAAGUGGCCCUUCUACACUAUGGCCAACCUAGGAGGGUCCUUCCUUGCUGCGGCGGUGCAGUAUCUGCUUUACUUUGAUGCCCUGAACAACUACGAUGGCGGCCUGAGAUCAACCACAGGCCCCACAGCUACUGCCGGGAUAUUUGCCACGUAUCCGCAGCCGUACGUGUCUACUGCAAGCUGCUUUUUCGAUCAGGUAUUCGGCACGUUCAUCCUUCUGGGUUGUGUGUUGGCCAUCACAGACAGACGCAACAUGGCGCCUAGCGACGGCUUUCUCCCCGUCGCUCUCGGCUCCAUCAUGCUGGGCAUGGGAACCUGCUUCGCCCUCAACUGUGGCUACGCCAUCAACCCGGCGAGGGACCUCGGUCCGAGAUUGUUUACCGCUAUAGCCGGAUGGGGGUCAGAUCCUUUCACGUUCCGGGACUACAAUUGGUUCUGGGUUCCCGUGGCUGGCCCGAUGGUGGGUGCUGUGUUGGCCUGGCUGGUGUACACCAUGUUCAUAGAACUGCACUGGCCGGACGAGGAGAAGAACUUCAUCGACAGCUCCUGUCCCGGCAACAAUGGCAGACACGUGGUCAGCAUAGCAACCGUGGACAGGGGUCACAUAAAUCCAACAUUCAGCUGUGAUACUCCUGAGACGUCACAUACCCAUUUGUGAUGUUGGUGUUCCUGAGACGACCCAUGCCAGGCUGUGAUGUUGGUGUUCCGGAGACAUCCUACACCAGGCUGUGAUGUGGAUGUUCCUGAGACGUCAAUGCCAACAUGUGAUGUUGAAGUCCUGAGACGUCCAUACCAGCCUGUGAUGUUGGUGUUCCUUAGACGUCCAUACCAGCCUGUGAUGUUGGUGUUCCUGAGACGUCCAUACCAGCC